CCCCAAGUUCCCAAAAUCAGAACCAAAAACAAAAUUUCGACAUAUUUCUAUAGAAAAGAGUGUUGUAGGAAUCAGCUAUGGCGGGAGGAGGAAACUUUCUUCAGAGGGUCAUUUCUUACGUAGCCAACGAGUUGAUCGUCAAUGGACUCGCCAACAACCAAAGUUUUCAAAGGUUUGCCGUAAGGACCUCGAAGAGAAUAGAUGAUAUAUCUAAAAUGGCUGUGCAGACCAAGCGAAAAAUUGCUGACCAGAUCAAGGAUGCGUCAAAAAACUUUGAGUCUUUCAAGAACAAGUAACUUGGAAGCAAUGGUGUAAGGAUGUACAAAGUUUCCUUUUUCUCCCUAACUAAUUGAAGAAAAUUGAGUCCUUGUUUCUGUGUGACUACAAAGCCUCGAGGAUAAUUGCAGUUCUGUAAUGUGGCUUUGUUGCACAUGGAGGUGUAGAAGUGAUCUUAGUAAUGAUGCCAUAAUGUUGCAUCGUAUUGUUUUCCCAUUUUUGUCGCUUUUGUGAUGCGUUUUGCAAGUAGCUUGUCAAUUUCGAAUCAUGCCUCUAGAAAGCAUGUGAAAAAAGUGCACAGAGUAGCUGCUCAAACUUUGGUGAAUCUAUGCUCUAUAGCUUGACAUUUUAUCUUUUAUGUACAGGAGAGGCUAUGAGAAUUGAGAACUAUGCACACCUUUAGUCUUGUACUGAAUUUUCUACAAGCACACAGAUUUUGGAAAAGCAUUUGUUCAUUCUUUUUGUAAGCUUAAAUUAGCCUAGUGAUUUGACCCUCUUUCUUUGUAGG
This is a messenger RNA of Solanum stenotomum, 784 nucleotides long. RefSeq lists its product as uncharacterized. NCBI's taxonomy places the organism in Eukaryota, Viridiplantae, Streptophyta, Magnoliopsida, Solanales, Solanaceae. The record is from RefSeq and is a predicted model, not a curated record. The transcript is spliced from 4 exons. Bases 78 to 296 code for a protein of 72 amino acids.